Amphibalanus amphitrite is the source of this 1470-nucleotide messenger RNA. RefSeq lists its product as uncharacterized. Gene Ontology annotation, biological process: positive regulation of MAPK cascade. Gene Ontology annotation, cellular component: terminal bouton. The transcript has 3 exons. Gene Ontology annotation, molecular function: protein binding; transmembrane receptor protein tyrosine kinase activator activity. The coding region runs from base 73 to 804 and encodes 243 amino acids. The record is from RefSeq and is a predicted model, not a curated record. NCBI's taxonomy places the organism in Eukaryota, Metazoa, Arthropoda, Thecostraca, Balanomorpha, Balanidae.
AUCUGGCCGACGCCGCUAAAAGGUGGCGGCCGCGCGCGGCCCGUCAGUACCGGCGCAGACACACACGGGAGCAUGGGGUCGGCGGUGGUGCGCGGGGCGGCCGGCGCGCUGGCGGUGCUGACUGUGAUGGCGGUGUCGGUGGAUCUGAUCCAGGGCCGGGCGGCGCCGCGGCGGCAGCUGCCCCUCCACCUGCUGUCCGUGGCGGCGGCGCUCAGAGACGUGGAGGCCACGCUGGCCGGCGAGGCGCAGCAGCUCUCCAGAGAGGCAGCAGCUCUGUCCGGCGGAGCUGCCCGUGACGCGGAGCUGCCUGGUGACGAAGGGACGCUCAGUGGCGCGGCAGCGGUCCCCAGCGGCGCAGCAGCGGUCUCCAGUGGCACCGAAUCUUUCUGGGACGACCAGGAGGACCGUACCGAGGACUCGCCCCUGGAGCGGCCGCCGAGGCCCGCCGUGGACUCGGCCGAGUUUGCCGAGUACAGCGGACGCACCUCGCGGCCGCGUCGCAGCAAGAAGGGCCGCCGCCGCGGAGGGCUCCGGCUGGGCCGGGAGGAGUACCAGUUCUGGCUGCGGAGUGGAGAAUGUCGUAAGACGACCAACGGCGAGGAGCAGUUCUUUUGCCCGAGCCCGGACAGCAGCGGCGCCUGGAGGUGUACCACCGCCGACACCCUGUGCGACGGAAAACGCGACUGUCCCGGCGGCGAGGACGAACACGGCACCGCCUGCCUCUUCUACAAGGCGAUAUCGGACCAGUUGUCAACGGUAGCCAACCACGUGCUCAAGCUGAACACACACCACCGGGCGCACUGACGUUCGGCGCGACGCGGUGACGUCGAUGACGUGCGGCGCGGCGCUGAUGACGGUCCGUCAUCCGCCAGCUGCCAGUCACAGCACGGCCACCGCAGCAUAAACCGAGUCAGGAUCUCGAAAGUAGAAUCUUUCAGAUUGCGCUGCUGAAGUGGGCGGACACGCCUGUUUCCCGACCGCCGGCGGUAUGGGGACUGUGAUGACGGGGCAGUGGUGUUCGUAGCGGCCUUUUUCGCUGUUAAACGGCAUUUUUGGAGGUUAGCUGUGACUGAGGACAUUUCACGAGGACACCACCGCUAGACCUUCGCUAGACAUUGUUCCGGAGCUUAUGUCUUCCAACAAUUUCCGAGAUCAAUUUAUGGGAUGCUAUAACCAGUUUCGAACAACCAUGAGCUAUUUGUCCACCAGAGUGUUCAUGUCGCGUCGUUGCCAAAGUCCAUUCAAUGUUGCAAGGCUUGCAGUGUAUUGCAACUUCCUUGCGUCAUCUUGUUAGCUUGUACUUGCAUUAUUUAUUCGUAUCACAAUCGCCGAGCAUAUCAUAUCAUUGUAUCAUAUCAUUCUCAUGUUUUAUCUAUUUAAGUUGCUAUUUAUUAUCUUUUCGAGUGUUUGUGCAUUGAAAUGCAAUCAGUGACGAUGACAUGAUCAAAAUACACUAUUCUCCUUUUGAUA